UGUCUUCAGUGUGGAUGACGACAGAGGAUUUUUUUUUUUUUUUAAGAGCCAGAGAGAGAGUGAGAGAGAUCAACCUAAACAAGAAGCUAACAUCUGCAGGGAGGAGCUGGAUGGGAAAGGCAAUGCUGACAGCUGGGUUUGCCGAUGCCAAUUCCAGCAAUAUGAACGAGUCGUUUGCUCGCCUCCACUUUGCAGGAGGCUACCUGCCGUCUGACUCCAAGGACUGGAGGACCAUCAUUCCAUCUCUCUUGAUGGCUGUGUGCCUGGUGGGCCUCGUGGGAAACCUGUGUGUGAUUGGCAUUCUCCUUCAUGUCGUUUGGAAAAGAAAGCCAUCCACGAUCCACUCCCUGAUUCUGAAUCUCAGCCUGGCUGACUUCUCUCUCUUGCUCUUCUCUGCACCUGUCCGAGCUACAGCAUACUCCAAGGGCGUUUGGGAUCUCGGCUGGUUCAUCUGCAAGUCCUCUGACUGGUUCACCCAUGUGUGCAUGGCAGCCAAGAGCUUGACAUUUGUUGUGGUAGCCAAAGCAUGCUUCGCGUAUGCAAGUGACCCAGCCAAGCAAGUGAGUAUCCACAGCCUCACCAUCUGGUCAGUGCUGGCGGCCAUCUGGGUUGUAGCCAGCCUGCUUCCCCUGCCAGAAUGGCUCUUUAGCACCACCAGACGUCACGCAGGUGUGGAAAUGUGCCUUGUGGAUGUGCCAGCUGUGGCAGAAGAAUUCAUGUCCAUGUUCGGUAAGCUCUACCCUCUGCUGGUGUUCUGCCUUCCUUUACUUCUGGCUGGCUUUUAUUUCUGGCGAGCUUAUGACCAAUGUAAAAAGCGAUAUACGAAAACUCGAAAUCUGAGAGACCAGAUGCGUUCAAAGCAACUCACAGUGAUGCUGCUAAGCACUGCAAUCAUCUCUGCUCUUCUGUGGCUCCCAGAGUGGGUAGCCUGGCUGUGGGUAUGGCAUGUGAAGGCUGGAGGGCCGAUGCCACCACAGGGUUUCAUAGCCCUGUCUCAAGUUCUCAUGUUUUUCACCUCCACAGCAAACCCUCUCAUUUUUCUAGUUAUGUCUGAAGAGUUCAAGGCAGGCUUGAAAGGCAUGUGGAAAUGGAUGAUAACCAGAAAGCCAGCAGUUACUUCAGAGGUUCAGGAGGCGCCUGCUGGAAACACAGAGGCCCUUCCCGGUAAGGCUCCAUCUCCAGAGACCCAAACAUGCAUUCGAGACACAGACGGACGCGGCUCUCCUGACGACAGCAAAGAGAAAUCUGAUAAGGUGGUGGCUCCCAUCCUCCCUGACGUGGAGCAGUUUUGGCACGAGAGGGAUGCUGUCCCUUCAGCACAAGACAAUGACCCUGUACCCUGGGAACACGAAGGCCAAGAGACAGAGGGCUGCAAUUAACAGACUUGAGUUUCAAAGAAAAGCAAAUUGUCGUUACUGUGUUUACUUGUACCACUGCUUAGCAAUAUUGGUGAAGGAAAUUGCCAUUAGAAAUUGCAAAGAUUUCUGCUUUCAAACUAUAGAAUCUGGUAAGUAGAAAGGCAUGUAGUAAUUACGCUUCAGAACUAAAGUCUGUCUAAAGAAAUCAAUCGAAGCGCUAAGAAAACUUUCAGUGAUUAGAGGGCUCACAGUGGCUUUCCCCCAGGGUAUCCCUUAAAUCUAGCCCUGUUCUGCAGUGGCUGGAGUAGUUUAUCAGACUGAGCCAAUGUACUCUGUCUCUUCCUGAAGCUGCUACCCUCAAUGUACCAGCAAGUUAUAUUUCACCUAAGCAUAGCUCAAAAUCUGUAUCUCCUUUGGCUUUUUAAAACUGUAAAUUUCACUUGUAAAGUCUCUUCACUUGCUUAAUAAAUGUUAAUUGACAAAAAGUUCAUAUAA
Molecule: messenger RNA, 1853 nt
Organism: Mus caroli (Ryukyu mouse)
Lineage: Eukaryota; Metazoa; Chordata; Mammalia; Rodentia; Muridae
Gene: Gpr151
Product: G protein-coupled receptor 151
Biological process (GO): G protein-coupled receptor signaling pathway
Cellular component (GO): plasma membrane
Molecular function (GO): G protein-coupled receptor activity
Source: RefSeq, a predicted model, not a curated record